CUGAAGUUAUUUAAUUUGUAUACGACUGUAUAAAAGGUCAAAUAUUUUAGUGUCAGUGAAUGUAACAUGGAGACCAAUAGCAGCAAAACCGUUUUGAUAACAGGAGCAUCGGGUGGACUUGGUGAAGAAAUUGCUUAUUCGUUCUCUAGAAAGGGUAUGGUUGUCGUUAUAAGUGGACAAAACCAAGAAAACUUGUUAAAAGUGUCGGAAAAAUGCAAAGCGGAGGGCGCGGCAAAGGUGGUGAUUGUUGCGGGUAACCUGAGGAUAAUAAAAGAUAUCGAACGAAUAGUGGAAACCACUGUGAAGGAAUGUGGAAGCAUAGGACACCUUAAAUGUUACAUUUAAGGUGUCUUGGAUCUGGAGGAGGAAUAGCGGAGUCCACCGUCGAAGACUUGAAUGAAAUAUACGAAGUCAAUAUACGAGCACCGUUUUAUCUCACCAAACUUUGCAUGCCUUACCUUAUUAAAACCGAAGGGUGUGUUGUGAACGUAUCCAGCAUUGCAACAGAAAUCUAUAUACCAGAGUGUUUGCAGUACAGUAUGGCGAAGUCUGCGCUGGACCAUUUCACCAAGUGUGGCGCUUUGGAACUUGCUAAAUCAGGAGUCCGCAUGAACAGUAUAAACCCAAGCUCCAUGCCAACUAAGAUUCUACACCGAGCACUUGGGCCAGAAAAAGCAUCAGAACUAUUUAAGCAAUCCAAGUCUCUUCAUCCUCUUGGAUCCAGCUGCCUGACUCUAAAAGAAGUGUCGGAUGUUGUCAUCUUCCUCUGCAGUCCGGAGUCUAACAGCAUCACUGGUUCUUGCCUCCGUACCGACAGAGGACGUCUGAUGGUGGGAUAAAGAAACGCUUUGACAGAACUGAUUACAUUUCAUUAGGAUUUCGACUUGACUUCCGUUUUAUACAAGAUAUGCGCAUGUCGAAAAAUUGCGCUUCGUAUAUAAAAUAAAAUAUUAGUUUAAAAAAUCA
This is a messenger RNA of Ciona intestinalis (vase tunicate), 966 nucleotides long. NCBI's taxonomy places the organism in Eukaryota, Metazoa, Chordata, Ascidiacea, Phlebobranchia, Cionidae. The record is from RefSeq and is a predicted model, not a curated record.